CUAUCCAGGUGUGACAGCCCCUCCUGCAGCCAAUACCGACCCAGGACGGACGGGAACGGAGGGAAACGGCCAAAUACGAAUCUGCCGCCUGGAGGUCCCGCCGGUACCGGUCCGCGGCUGUACGGUGGACUCUGUCUGUCUGGGGUAAAGGGGACACCGGGACCCGGAGACAUGGCCCUGUCUCAGUGUCUGGAUGAGUCUCCUCUGAGGUUCUGCUCCAAACGCACCGGCACCGAAGACCGGAACCAGCAGGAAGUCUACAACGAGCGGCACCGGCUGGCCCUGGAGCAGCUGCUGUCCGGGGGGGUCCAGCACUUCCUCCGAUUCCUCCGGGAGGAAAACAUCCCUAACUUUCUGUCUGACGAUGAGGUCCAGCGGAUCCGGAGCUCCGCCGUGACCCCGCGGUGCCCGUCUGUCCUUGUGGACGACGCGGGUCCGGACCAGACCCUCGGCGGCUCUGUGGACUGCUCCUCCGUCACCUACUUCCCAGAGGUGUCGGACGUGGAGCCGCCGCUGCUGGAGCUGGGCUGGCCGGCCUUCACCGCCGGCUCCUACCGGGGGGUCACACGGGCCCUGGCGCAUUUCCAGCCCAGUUACGGAGACACGAUCUACAGUUGCAAGGAGGCGGCGAGACGGAUGAUCCAGAGCUCCAGAGAGGUGAUUGCUAUAGUUACAGACUCCCUGACAGACCUGGAUAUCUUUAAGGAUCUGAAGGAGGCGUGCUGCGUUCGUAAAGUCCCCGUCUACGUCCUGCUGGAUCAAUCGUGCGCCCCUGCUUUCCUCAAGAUGUGCAGAAAUGUGGGUGUUGACUUGGAUGACCUGCGGCAAAUGAGAGUGCGAACCAUUACCGGUCCGACUUUUUACAUGAGAUCAGGAGCACGGAUUACUGGGCAAGUUCAUGAAAGGUUUAUGCUGAUUGAUGGAAACCGAGUGGCGACAGGUUCCUACAGGUUUAACUGGACUGAUGGGAAACUCAACAGCAGUAACCUCAUCGAACUCUCCGGUCAGAUAACAGAGAAAUUUGAUGAAGAGUUCCGCAUCCUCUACGCUCAGUCCCUGCCUAUAAACACUCGUGGACCCCCAAGUGUUCGCACCAGCGCCGUCUUUGAACACACGCUCCCCAAACAUCCACUUAGCUCCUCCCCUUACACUGUCAGAGAACGACCCGUGGAUCAUGUGUGUGUGACCAGCACCCCCAACCUCAAACCUCACACCUCAGUGGUUGGACCUGAGAGCCACCCGUCGGCUGAGGGGAGGCGUAAAUGUGGCCCAGAGUCUGACCCGUCCACCAUUGGUGAGGAGUGGGCAGGGCAGGAGGACCUGCAGGAGGAGGUCCUGGCUGGUAACACCAACCCACCUGACCCCCACAGCAUCACGUCCUGCCACGUGUCCACCCAAACCAGCCGGUCCCUGGCAGACCGGGACACCCAGACCGACACCCAGACCACCGAGCAGCACCAGGACCUCAGCGCAUCUGUGGGCCCAAACCAAGCCCUCCCCAGACAGAUCCUCCCCAGCCAGGACCCUCCAGACCUGAAGACCUGCUUCUCCAAACUGACCAUAGAGCGCCAGCAGCACUACUCCGCCAUCCGCACCAAACUGGAGCGCAUGGUCACCACCCUGUCCAAGCGGAGAGAGCUGGUGGACAUCACCAACAUGAAUGGGGGGGCGGCCCCUCCCAGCAUGCAGCGGGGCUCUGAGGAGUGGGGGGCCGGACCCAACCCCAGACUGGUGGUUGAAGGUGCAGGUCUGGGCACGUGGCCAAGAGCCAGAUGUGUCCACUAG
Molecule: messenger RNA, 1785 nt
Organism: Sphaeramia orbicularis (orbiculate cardinalfish)
Lineage: Eukaryota; Metazoa; Chordata; Actinopteri; Kurtiformes; Apogonidae
Gene: sack1d
Product: family with sequence similarity 83 member D
Exons: 4
Coding region: 172-1785 (537 amino acids)
Biological process (GO): positive regulation of cell cycle G1/S phase transition; signal transduction; regulation of ERK1 and ERK2 cascade
Cellular component (GO): cytosol; mitotic spindle pole
Molecular function (GO): protein kinase binding
Source: RefSeq, a predicted model, not a curated record